AUGGAGCCAUUAGUUUACGUCCUGAAUUGCAAUACUGUUAACCAGGGUCUACGUACCCUUGAGCUCUGCGUGGACAAUAUGCAGCCUGAUUUUCUUCAUGACCAUUUGUAUCAAGUUCGGGGUGACAUGUUAUUGGCGCUGUUCAAUUCACUUCAUUCGCCAAGUGAAUAUGUUCAAAAAAUGUCAUUCAAGGUUCUCGGAAAAUUAGGUCGCUUCAAUCGCACUAAUCUACUCGAAACGCAGCGACUGCGUCUGAGCUCAACAAAGGGUGAGGCAGGUCCACAAUUACGCUUCCACUUGAAUGAAUUUCGUAACCAACCGAUUGACGUACCUGUUCGAUGUCUUGUUGAUGCUGCUGUGGAAGUAUUGCAGGACUCAUCAUCUGAUGAACCCAGUAAGCUUCGCUCAUGGGAAUUCCUUCAAUCAGUAUGUGUCGCCGCCUUGAAUUUGAAUCAUUCUCAACUGUCAUCGCUGUCUGUAGAGGAUUUAUACAGUUAUUUUUUUAACGAUACAGGAGUAAAUACUCAGAUAUUGCAAUAUAUCGAUGAUAUAUAUCUUGCUUCUUGCUGUGAAACUCUUGGUGUCCAACUUAUUGGUUCAAGUUGUUGUGUAGGUGAUGAUUUAUAUCAGCAUGUAAUAGUGAUGGCUAUAUCUGGAUUAUUUUUGGCCGGUUUAAGCAAGAACUUACGUAACACUUAUGAAGACUUCAUCACAUUUCUUGUUAGACAUACUACCAUCCUUUCAAUAAUACAACAGUUUACUCCUGUUCAUUCGAAAAAUCAUCAUUUCCCUGCCUCACAGCUAGAAACACCAUUUGAGUGUAAAACACCGUAUAAGGUUGACACUACUACCGGAAUACAUUCUUCAAACGGGCUCAAUUUUUCGUGUAACAUGUCUGGUGAUUUUCACUUGGGAUCAUUGGAUUUAUUCAGUAUAAGUCAAGAACCUACAAAUCGAGUUCCGCAGACAUUGAAUGACAAAUUAUCUCUAAACAGUUUUUCUUCAUACUUGAAUCCAAAUCUAAUCAUUGAUUCUAUUAUGUUUGUUAUGGGUCAUGAAGCGAAGCAACUUACUCGAAAUAUGUGUGUACUACUUGAAAUUAUACACAAUACAGCAUUCACCUUACUAUCGGCAGUUACUGUCGCAUCUCAAGAAAACCCUGGAGAUAGUUUCGCUUCGGAUCAUAUUAAGAAAGCUGUUGCUAAUCUUCAUAUUUUCAGACAUAUUGGGCAUGUUAUCACUGACAUGUUAUACCAUACAGCUUGGUACGUAAAAUGGGGUGCUUGUGCUGCCAUACUUUGUCUCGCCCGUUUCAUCCAUCCUUCUUGGUUCUCUUCAAAUCUCAUUAGUUUGCUACGUGGUUUGCUUUAUUGCAUUAAUAGCCUAUCGAAUCAAAUGAAUCUGGGUGCACUUGCAAUGGCUCGAGACUGUGCACGCAUAAUUAUUAGAACUGUUUUCAUGGGCUUUAAAGACACAAUUGAAAUCAACCAGUCUUUGAACACAACUACUGUUGAUGAUGAAGAUGCGAAAUCAAGCAAAUCUCCUACAUCAUAUAAUCGUAAACACUCUUCUGGAAAUCCACAGCGUCGUUCUGCUCUAGUUAGACGUGGUCGUAGUGCAGGUAGCGUAGCUGUCGGUGAAUUAGACAUGCCAGAAUUAUCUCCCAAUGAAUUAUUAAAUAGUGUUGAUGAAACAAAAGAAACGAAAACGAAAGAUAGUGAAAUGAUUUCUGGCUCCAAAUACUCUUCUUCUCUGUCGCUUUUAUUAGAUACGGUCAUUGUGGAGUUAUUGGAUUCUCUUCUAAGCGAAAACGAUUCUGUUCGAGCUGAAGCACGCUGCCUUCUAAGAUUGCUUGGUUAUACAGUUGGGCAACCCUUGUGUAAACUCCUAGCAUCAUAUUGGCAUAAACGAAUUGGACAUAUUUUACCCCCAAAAGCAUCCAGCCGUUUGUUGGAUUUACCCAUUUCAACUCAACUAGCUGUUCUGGAAACAAAUUACUUUUUUGGUCAAACAGAAAAGUCAAAGUCCUCAAACAAGACUUCGGAUAGUUUUAAACUCUUUGAUUUUGAUAUCGAUAGUAAUGAUGAUGGAGUGGGUCUUCUUCGUUAUGAUCUUUCUAAACGAGACGAUUGUGUCUUUCUAUCAGAUGUACGCUCAUUACUUACUCAAUGUGAAUUGAAUAUUGAUUCACUUGGUGCUACUAUGAAUACCAUCACUACUAGUACCACUCCUGCUACCGGUAGCAAUAGUAGUAGUUCUGCAGGGGGUGGAAAUAAUUCCACUGCAAAUUUAGAUCACGAUAAAUCUCAGUCAAGUGGAACUUAUCCAUAUUCUAGAUAUGCAUCGUCUAACUCUAAGAAUCCAGUACCAUUUUCUAGUUCUUGUCAAAGAUUUAUCAAUUUACGUGUAGCAGCUUGUCAGGUCUUGUCUGUCACUUGGUAUUUGGAUGCACAGAAGGCGCGAAAUUUAACAGCACUAUUCAAAGGAAUGUCUUGUAAAAAUGAAUAUAUUCAUGAAGCAGCUUUCUUAUCUCUCCGAGAGUUUAUAAGUAAAACAUCUAUCGACAUUGAAUUGAGACAUGCCAAUAUGAAACAGAUUGUACAGAAUGUUCGUCAAAGUUCAAUUCGGUGUAUUCAUACGAUACGGCAAUUAGCCUAUUGUGCUCAGUUGUUUCCGAGUACUCUUAGUGAACGUCUGUGUGAUGCAAUAUAUUCGCAUUUAAACAAUACUUUGGGAGCUGCAAUUAACAAGCAGAACUCUGCACCAAUUUCUCCAUUUACUUCCUCUAAUCUGGAGUGGUCUACACUGCUGUUGGAUUUAUUUCAUUUGAUCCCCCUGGCAACUUCUAAGUACAUUUCACUUUUAAUUGAGUCUGUGGUGAAUGCUGAGCGUAAAUUGCAUAUUGAACCUACAAGUCCUUUGCGUUUACCACUAACUCGCUUCCUGUCCCGUUAUCCUGCAGAAACAUGUGCUUUGCUACUAACUGGUUCACGAUGGCCGUAUGAUUCAUAUGCGAACAGAAUAUUCUUGUUUGCCCUUGGUUGCCCUCAAGGACUGCCAAUAGUGGAUUAUUUGAAAACAAACUAUCAUAUACUCAUAGACCUCAUUCAGCCGAAUGAAAUCGAUGAUCAAAAAGUAGGUGUAUGUGCAGAUGAUCAAAGUUGGACAUUAUGUUUGCCUCAAGUUGGAACUCUUCUAACUUUUGCCUGCCCUAGACAUCUAGCUAUUCGUGUAGUCCAUACAAUUCACCGGUUAUCGCCAAAUUGGCUAACUAUGAACAGUGUCUCUCCAAGUGAUGCAUGCAAAAACAGUACAAGAUUGAAAUCGAAUCAACUCAAUGUUUAUGAAACUAGGUAUCAUCCAUUAGUAUCAUCGCUGCUAGCUUAUUGGCGGUCAGAUUUGUUCGCUAGACGACAGGCUAACCUAACACUAAUAACACUAUCCAAGGAUGCUGAUCAAAAUCAAGUAUUGGAUGAAUAUGUUGCAGAUUUGUUUGAGUCAAGUGGAUCUGCUCCAUCGAAUCCACCACUUAGCAAAGCUGAUGUAUCUUCGGUUGAUAAAUUAUCUCUCUCGAUUGAACAGGAAGAUUUACCAUAUGAUCCUGGUUUACUUAUAUCCUCAGGCACAGCAGAUCAUACACACUGGGAUGAACCCAGACUCUUAUUGGACUGCUUUUUAGACUGUUUCAAAUCAUGUCCCGACGACUUCGAUUUGCUCUUCGUGAUUACAAUCGGUGUGACACGAUUACGUUAUGUGGCCGAUUUAUACCCCUUACGCUGUCUAUUGGUUCAGAUGAUCUCAGAUUCUAGUAUAACAUGGCAUCGCCAGUUAUUCCUGCAUUUUGUAUCGAUUGUUAAAAGUCGUCUCAAUUACACAGACGGGAAUAAUUCACCUGAUGUUAGCCCACAGCCUUCGGGGAUGAAUAGUGCUCUAUCGACGGAAGAUAUUUACAAAUUGUUGACUCAUCUUAUUCUUCCUUGCUUAUCGAAUGCUUUAGAGCGAGGUGAAAAUGAAGUCCUUCUUGGUGGACCAGCCAAACCUUUUGAGAAAAACGAUUGUGAUUUGGUACACUUAUUUGUCUCAGUUCUACUAGAAGAUCCAGCAGUCCGAAAAUGCACUGAACUCCGCGUUAUGUAUUAUCAGAUGGCUAGCUUAUUUGUUUAUUACGCGCCGAAUUAUGUGCACAUAGGAAAUACUAGUGAACAAGGAUAUCGACUUCACAAAUUCACCAGUAUCGCUCGACCGUGUUUAACCAGUAGUUUAGGUGCUGUAGACUUACAGGAAAAAUAUACUGGUCUUCAAUUACUUUCUCAUUUGAUUGCUAAAUUUAAUGUGGCUCGAGCAGCUACUGUCCAAGUAUUUCAAUGCUUAGCGAAAGGCGCACAUACAGAAACAAAGAAAAUUGUUAAUCCUGCCUUAGAUGUACUGAUUCCAGCUUGGAUACAAGGACCUGAAGAUCAGAAGGCUCUUGCACUAGCGACCAGGAAAAUUAUGCUAGAAGAUCAUGGUAUCCAGUCAUGCGUUCAUAUCCUGGGUAUUAUCGUUCGUCAUGCAGAUUUGUAUUAUUCAAUACGUCAUCAGUUAUUACCACAUAUAAUUGUAAUCAUUUCUCGUCUAUCAGUUCAACAGCUGCCGGUCGAACAGCGUCGACUGGCUUUAGAUAUGAUAUAUACUGCAGCUCAAUGGGAUUUUCGUAGUCGACGUGAAGCAGUUAAAAACCAAUCAAAGGAAAAGACUGAUGAAUUGAAUCGCAUAAAUGAGAAUAAUUUACCCGCGGAUAAAACUUCAACUACACAACCUGCUGUGACCGAAGUCUCCAACACACCUAUGGAUAAACCUCAGCGUGAUCAACUUGUAAACCUAAUGAUUCGCUUUGCUUGUCAAGCCAUUGAUCCUGGUCAAAGUGGAAGUUUGUCUGAACAGUCAAUAUCUCGUACCUUGGCUCAACUAGAAUUUGCCCUCCGCUCGGACGUAUGGGGUGGUGAAACUUGUGAACUUCGUCUCACGUUCAUCGACCGUUAUUUCGCUCCGGAUGAUGCAUCGUGUUCUCAUUCAGCGACUACUACAACAUCUGGUAAUGCUUCAACUCCUAGUCCUAAUUCACAUGGAAUUCAUGUGAGUGGAGCAUCGAGUUCCGUUCCGACAUCUACACCGUCCAGUCCUCAUGGGAAUGCACCAACAAGUAAUGCUCUUGGGGCAACACAGGUUACUAGUUUGUUGAUGACAUUAGAAGUUCUUCGUGUUCUCUUCUCAACGUUGGAAAGUCCGACAUUGCUACUCAAUGUAAAACAUUUUAGUACUGGACUAUGCAAUGUAUUAACAAGGCACCUGACGAAUGUACGCUUGAUGAGAUCAUAUGCCGGUCUAUUACGUGCUAUGCUUGAACGUUAUCCAGCUGAAGCAUCGCACCGUCAAAAAAUUACUGCUUAUCCUGAAUUAUUUGAUAUUUAUUCAGCAACUUUAAAAGCAAUACAAGAUUCAUUCACGUUUUUCAGUGAAAAUUUUUCCAAGACAACCCAGCUAACACGAUUGCAAUCAACAUUUCUUCUAUUUACGUCAACACAAGUUCAAUCAAAUCCUCAUGCGUUCGUUGAUAGAUCUAUUGUUCAUCUAGUCAAACUUGUUGAUCGUCUUAUCCAGGAUUUGGUUAGUCCUAAUUGUAGUUCUGGUGUGCAAGAAACUGGAACAUCAGCACAGCUGACAGAUUUACUAAUCAUGGGUCUUGAAAUGAUCAAGUCACGUCUGAAUGUUGUAAGUCAUGAAAUGCGUAAGACUGUCUUUGGACCAGAUCUAUGUCUUAUUAUGGAUCGAGCUCGAGAUCCUCGUUUGUUUUGUGCUGUUUUACAAGUUCUACGUGAUUGGAUAAAUGUGCCUAAAUCUGAAGAACAUUUUGCUCCAACGGCUCGUGAGAAAGUCAACUUUUUCUAUAGACUAUGGCAAUCUUAUCCACGUUGGAUUGACAGUUCUCCAGAUGUUGCACGAGAAAUCCUUGAGUGUGUCUAUGACGUUUAUGCCAGUGCAAGUGUAUUCAAAAAUCAUGAUCUUUAUGUGAAGUUGGAACAAGCUUUUUGUUGUGGUCUUAUAGCGCCAUUUCCUGAGAUCAGUGAACGUUUCAUUUCUUUGUACAUGGAAGCCUCGCAAAUUCGUUUCCCUCUAAACGGCAAUUUACGUCGAGUGGAUAUCGUUAAUGGUAAUGAAAAUAUUGUUCCAACCGAUUCUGCUGAUUCGCAUGCUGAUAAAGAUUCUUCAUCGUCAGAUCAAUCAAACUAUUCUUGUGCUUCGCUUUUAGUUCGACUUUUGUUCCUUAUUGUAUCAAACACUUGGGAUGAAGCACAUUUCUGUGAUGGUUUUUGGUUGCCUGUGUUCCUAGAUGUAUUGUUAUGCGAUGUGGAUACGUCUUUGCCAGUAACAUUAUCAAACAAUUCUGUAUUCUUUCAUAACAUUUCUACUGAUUUACCUGCUCCGUCGGCAAACAAUGUUCCAAGCAACGAUCUGGACAAACACAUUAGCAGUCAAUAUAUCGCUGAUUCAGUUAAUUUGAACAACUUCAAAGAGCUACUUGAUUCACAACUGAAAAGUUUACGUGAAUAUAGCAAAAUAACAAUUAGUCCAGGAUUAAGGGGUAUGCUGUGCUUGGCUCAUAAACGUCCAGCCUUAGCUAGUGAUAUUCUUUGUCAACUUUGGCCGCAACUCUGGGGUCGUUUGCUUUUGCAACAUUCAGAAAGUCAGUCUCUCUCAUCUGAAAUAACAACACGAGAUGCAUCUGAAACAAACUCAGUGACACAAGAACAAUCUAGUGCAUUACAAACAGGUCUGAUGCAUGAUUUAUCACAAACUUCAUGUUCAGAAUCUGCAGGUUCAUCAGAUAUACCUUUAAUGAAUGGUCAUGGAUUGUCUCCGAAUGAAAUUCGUGCAUUUGUUAUUCCCCAGUUAAUUCGUUUUUUAACUUCGGAUCAGCAUGUGCAUGCAAGCGUACCUCAACCGAAUGCUCUUGGGGCCUUCUUCAGUGCCCUAGCUUCCUGUCCAGAUACAUUACUUGUUCAUAUACCUCUGCAAGCAAUUACUUAUCUGGGACAGGCUCAUAAUCAGUGGUACACAGUUGGUUUGUUUCUCGAAUCUCUUUGCCUUCAUGCAUCUAAACUUGGUAAACAAUGUGUGUCAAACGAUUUGAUCUAUUCAGUAAGCCUACCGUCCAGUGAUCAAUCUGAUACCAGUCUUUAUGGUAUAAAGCCGAAUGAAUUCCCCUCUGGAGCCGCUUCUCUAUCACUAAUUACUUUAUAUCACGAAAUGAAUGAUGUUGAUUUUUUUACUUCAGCUUGGUGGUAUCGACUAUCACAGCAGCAAAAAUCCUCUUCCUUUGAAAGUACUAACGAUCCUUCACGAUCAUCUUCUUUGCUCAGGUGUUUAGAAUAUGCUCAGCAUGGUUAUCUGUUGCGAUCCCUGGAUUAUGCCAUGGACAAUCUCUCAGCUAGUCAUGUUCCCAGUAACCAAAGUUCAUCAGAACUAUCAGGAUUUGGUAGCUCAGCGUCAAUAAAUCGUGCAACUGCUGCCGCCUCUGCAUCAUCAUCCCUCAAUCGUACUAACAUUUUCUCUGAUCCUUCUAUACAUUUGGGAGAAUUGAUUAAUCGUGCACGUCUUCGGGACUACUGUAUUCUCUACAUGACUGGCUCUUUUGGUUCUGGUUCUACUGGAAGUGCAAAUGCAAGUUCCAGUUCAGGCAACUCUGGUGCUUCUGGAUGUUGGGGUCUGAAAGCUGAUGCUGCAUGGCGACGAAGUGAUUGGUCUGAAGUGUACUACAAUUUAGCUAGGCUGGCUAAUGAAUGUCCUAGUAGUGAACUGCCGAGGUAUGCCCUUAUUCAAGCAGCAGCUUGUGUAGCAGGACGUCGAGCGUCUGGAAUUGCAGCGGUCAAUAGUGCUAAUGCUGAUAUCGAUCCUUACAAUUCCGGCUUAAGUUCAGCUGAUUUGUCCACUACAUCAACUACUGGUCCUAAUUCAGCUGGUGGAAAUAAUACAGUCUCAACGAACGUAGCAUCAGCUUCUCAACAUUCAAAUGCGGCAUCUAUGACACCCAUGAACAAUAUGGUAACCAUGAUUCAUACUUCAGAACAAGAGAGUCACCGUGUAGUGACUAUAACACUCAUGGAAUGGCGCCGCUUGCCUCUUAUCGUUACAACUCAGCAUAUACCGCUGCUUCAGAUUGCUCAUCGCGCAGUUGAAAUAACUGAAGGUAAUAGUUUGUUAGCCCAGUACUGUGGUCAUGUUUUAAGUGGUUCUGGAGUAUCUGGUUCUGCAUAUUCUAGUCCUAGUCAAAAUAGCUCAGGUUCAUCGACUUCAAUACCACAACCUGGUUCCUCUUCAACAUCUGUCAACAUGCGAAUACCAUUUACUCAGGCACUUCAUGAUUAUAAAACCGUUUUCAGAGCAUGGCAAAGUCGGCCAUGUGCGAUUGGGGAUGACCUUGGUUUCUGGCACGAUCUCUUCUCUUGGCGACAGGUAAUCGAAGAAUGUAUGAUCAGCUGCCAUCCAUUUUCACAAAAACCCAAGUCUGAAAGUAACAAUUUACUUGCACUAUGUCAACGUGAGUUAGCACUCAGUCAACUUAAUCUGGCCCGUGGUGCGCGUAAAUGCCGUUUCCCAAGUAUUGCUCAACAACAUUUAGACAGGUAUACACGUAUGAAUCUGCCGCCAUUAUUUGAAAAAACUAAACAAGAAAUCAAAUUAAAGUUGGCUGAUCUACGUAAGGAUGAACUUCUAGAGGGAUUGGAACUUAUGGAGAAAACUAAUAUCCAACAAUUUGAGAAAAAGGAUAGAGCUAAAUUCUUCUGUUACAAAGCUGUUUUCUUCUCUCAUUUUAAUAAGGGAGAUGAAGCAACCAAAAACUUUGGUUAUGCAACUCAAAUGCAGGAUAAUCUACAUAAAGUUUGGUCAAUUUAUGGUGACUUUUUGGAAAAUGUUUACUCUAGCUAUCCAUCUCCAAAACGAGAAGUUGCUGUAUCUACAACUGGUAUUUUUGCGAUGCAAGCACUUAUGGAAGCUGCUAGUGUCUGUGGUAGUCUUGAACGAAAAAGUCGGUCCGAUAUAGCUAAGUGUCUAUGGUUAUUGACGCUAGAUGAUGUCAAUGGUCAACAGCGUUUGGCACACACGUUUGAAGCGAGAGCUAGUCGAGUUAGACCAGAAGUCUUCUUACCGUGGCUUCCAGAUCUUGUGGCAUCACUUCUACGACCUGAAGGCCGUUUCAUUGUCCCAGCUCUACGUAGAGUGAUCGUCUCAUACCCUACUGUUCUCUAUGGAUACUUAAAGGGUCUACAACACCAAUUAACCACAGAAGUAAAUAACGAUCAAAAGCUUGCGGAAAUUAUACAGAAUCAUGAAAGCAAAAAUAACCCAUUUAUCACUGCAAUUCACAAUCGUAUCACAUCAACACUUGGUUUUGGGAAAGAAAGUGUAGUAAAAUCUGAUAAUUUAUCUUGGUCGUUCAACCGUGAAAAUUGUGCAGUUGAUCCCGGUGACUCUGUACAUCGAUCUGGAUAUAAUUAUAGUACAUUUUCUUCAGCAUCGGCCUCUAAAGUUGAUUCGAAUAGUUCUAGCACCAACUAUUCUAGUGUUAGCGGAAUAAAUCCAUCAAAUGCUAUGAACUCAAAGAAAAAGAAACCUGUUGCUUCAGCCAAUCUAGAACAAGUAGUAGACGUUGAUUAUGGAAGCACAGUUACUGGUUGUUUAUCUAGUUCAGUUAAACCUGGUCUUCACUAUGCAAACAUACUAAUUAACCAGCUUCGAAGAAGACAUUCCUCUCGGUUGUAUGCUGUUGACCUCUUCACAAAUGAAGUAGGUGGUCGGUUAAGGCCUACAUGGGUUGAACAACUCCUAACUCAAUUAUCGUCACUUCUAGAUUAUCUUCAACGUCUUGCUUGGGCUCACUUGCAUCCAGGUGGGUCUUGGCGUUUUGAAAAUUUGGAGAGUCAGAGCAUUCCUAAUUGGUUGGCUGAUGAAUUGAAACAAAUUGCUCAUAAUUGUGGUUUGCCGAGAAACAAUUUCCCAUGCCAAGUAACAGAGGAUGCAAUGUACUCUCAAAAUUCAACAAAGCUUGAUUCAACUUCUCAAUCUGUUGCUUCUGCUAGUUCUCGAAAAGAUGAAAAAGAUAAAUCAAAAUCUCCAAAGUCCAAAUCUAGUAGUCGCCCCUCUGAUUACAUUAAGCCCAAAAGUGAUCCUGAUUGUGCUUGUGAGCGAGACGACGUUAAAUCAUCUAGUGGGACACAGAAACAGUCUGUUUUACUGACAAACGCACCGGUUUUUCAUGAAGUUAAUCAAAUUGCAUAUGAGCUUUUGUCUGAAGAUUGUGAAAGGGAUCCAUAUUUUAAGCAUCUUCGAGAUGUGCUUUCUACUGAAAUGGAAAACCUGCAAAAUGAGAGUAUACUGUCUCUGAUUCAGAAGUUAACACGACGUUGGUUGCCAAUGGUUGAACAAUACGUGGCUAACUUACCUGUUCGAACUCAUAUCGCCAGUUAUGGGGCAAGGCGUCUCUUAGAACUGCCUAGUCUUGUUUCUUCUGUCAGCGCGCCUAAGAUACCUUCAUCCGGAACAAAUGCAUCGAACGCACCACAAGUACAUUCCGUUUUCUCAUCAAUAUCAACAGUUUCUUGCCUUGAACUUCCGGGGGAGUCAGGGCUUCUUCAAUCCUCAGGGGUAAAUUUCAGCCCUAUGGUUACUCCACAUCACUUCCAAAACGAAGUUAGUCAACAAAUCGGUGGUUACAUCAACAACAUCCCUCUAUGUCUUCAUGUAGCCGAGAUUAUGCCACAUGUAGAACGUAUCCGGUGCUCUGCUGGUCAAUCCUCUCCUCCUGCUCGUCGUAUCGGCAUUCGAGCUAGUAAUGGUCGGCUAUUUUUCUACGACUUAGCGUGUAAUAAUACUUCUCCAAUCUUGGAACUAGCUGCCAUGCAGAUGGAUGCAUUAUGUUGUGCGAAAUACCAUGAAAUCCUUAAUGCAAUUUCCAUCAAAGAAGCAGUCAAUCUUGAGCAUUUUACUGAGAAAGAAUUUUGUUCACCGGCUUAUGUAAAAACAGCCAAAAGAAAUCUUUCGCUCUUCGUUCCAAGACGAAUGGAAGUUGGCCCUUCUGGGCUUCAUUUAACUCAGGUCGGAUCAUCCGUACCAGCAGCAAAUGUUAAUAUUGCUAGUGCAUGCCCUUUACCUUCUGGAAACCCGGUGAAUAAUCCUAGACUAACAGCUUUGGCAAGACCACCUCCUGUAAUUCCUAGUUCUGCCUCAAAUUCUGUAGAUGAAAAUCAACGCAAUCGGUUGACCUUAUCAUCAUCUGAAGAAAAGGUUAAACAGUAUUCCUGGUGUUUAUCUUUUGCUGAACCUAAUUUAUCGGUAAAUGGUGAUAAAGAUCAGUUUGGUGCAACAGAUGCCUCUGAAUUUUUAAAGGCUCGUAUUUGUAUUCCACCUCCUCCACCUCCUGGGCCGUUUCAAAUUUAG
Heterobilharzia americana is the source of this 11475-nucleotide messenger RNA. NCBI's taxonomy places the organism in Eukaryota, Metazoa, Platyhelminthes, Trematoda, Strigeidida, Schistosomatidae. The record is from the annotation of a GenBank genome assembly.